UUGCCGGUCCUGAAGUCUAAAAAUACCUAUCCCACUCAAAUCAAUAUGCUUCUCCUGAGCAACCGACCAGCAUCUCCUGCAAAUUCACAUGGAUCGAUUUUCCGUCCCCUGAAAACAAUGCAAGCAAGGAAUACUUCCCAUGCUUUGCGUUGCCCGGGCAGGGAGGUGAGAAAAUCCAGCGGCUCACUUCUCCACCAAGUCAAGUGCACGCUCGAAUCUAUUCUUCUCCUCUCCUAAUCCAUCUGCUCGAUCUGUUCAUAGAAGUGUUUGUAUAUAUACAUCCAGCACGAAUAGCCAUUGCCAUCAACACAUACCACCAGCAGGAGAAGCAUUCCGAUCGAAAGCACAUCACAUUCAGCCAGUUCGAGGGUAGCAUCGUCGAAGAAGCCGCGUCCAUGGACAGGGCCAGCAACCGCGCCUACGAGGAGUUCGACCCCUCCGUCGCGUGGAGCCGCGGCGCCGAGGCCGACAGCGUCAAGAUCGUACUCCCAGGGUUCAAGAGGGAGGACAUACGCGUGCUGGUGGACAACCACGGCCACCUGCGGACGCGCGGCGAGCGGCUCGUCGCCGGCACCAGGUGGAGCCGCUUCCAGAAGGACUUCCAGCUCCCGGACAACUGCAGCGUCGACGGCAUCCGGGCCAAGUUCGAGAGCGAGACGCUCACCAUCACGCUCCCAAAGAAGACCCCCUCGCCGCCAUCCGCCCCCGUGACGCCCGCGCCCUCCAUGGGGAGGGCGGCGGCGGCGCCGUCGCAGAGGAUCCCGCCGCCGGCGCUUCCGGAGCCGGCUGCGCCGCCCGCGGUGCCGGCGGCGCCGCUGGCUCCUGCCACUUCCCAGAGGCAGCCCGCCGAGCGCAGGCCGUCGCUGCCGAGGAAGCCGUCGGCUGUUGAUCCGGCGCCGGAGCUGCCAGCGCGGCUGCCCUCCGUUCCGACGCCUGCUGCGGCAGCCACCAAGCCCGAGCCGUCGCUGGCCGCCGUCCAGAGGGCGAAGGAGGAGGAGGAGGAGAAGAAGCGGAUGGAGAGGGAGAUGAUGGGGAAGAUGGAGGAGGACAGGAAGGCGGCGCAGGAGAAGGAGAAGAAGGAGACGGCCCAGGAACGGCAGGACGAGGCGGCGAUGGUAGAGAUGGCGAUGGCGCACCAGCCCAGGCCGGCAUCCGCGAGCCGCCGGCUGCUGGUGAACGUGGCGGUCGCGGCGGCGUUGCUCCUCGGGAUCACCGUCUACGUGUGGCACAACCUGCGGAACGCAGCCGGCGGCGCGGGCGAUCACACCCACGGCCAUGGGCACCUGGGAGCCGGGAGCUACGGCGACGAGAUGUGAGCAGGCUGACUCGAGGUGUGGCGGUGGCGUGCGAGUGGCCGAGUACCCAGCAAACUGGCUAGGAGCCAAUGCAAGUAUAUACACAUACACACAUACAUGGGAGGUGGGGUACAUAUACGUGUGCUGUUUGUUUAUCAUCUGGUGUGACGGCUUAAUGAGCUUAAAGACGGGUAUUUGCUUGGUCGAUCAAAUUCAGAAAAAAGAUUAAAAUGAUACACAAAUAUUGUAUUACUGUUUUUCUUUGUUAUAUUACUAGCAGACACCACAAAAUAAUCGAUGUGUUAUGUGUGCGUACGAGAGAGUAUGAAUGGAAAUAGAAAAGAGUAAAUGGAGAUCGGGAUUUGUACGUGUGAAGUUGGAGGAGGUGAAAUGUAACACAUGGAAAAGCAAGAUGCAAAUAUGAAAGAUUCCUGUAACAUAUA
Messenger RNA from Panicum hallii, 1738 nucleotides. RefSeq names its product predicted GPI-anchored protein 58. The transcript has 2 exons. The coding region runs from base 396 to 1316 and encodes 306 amino acids. The record is from RefSeq and is a predicted model, not a curated record. NCBI's taxonomy places the organism in Eukaryota, Viridiplantae, Streptophyta, Magnoliopsida, Poales, Poaceae.